Pelobates cultripes (western spadefoot toad) is the source of this 2358-nucleotide messenger RNA. The record is from the annotation of a GenBank genome assembly. Lineage: Eukaryota; Metazoa; Chordata; Amphibia; Anura; Pelobatidae.
AUGGUCAAGACACAGCGACAGCCAGCUCACCACCGGAGGGUCGAGAUGUGGAUCCAGCAGAGCACCCUGACACCUAGCGAUCCAGGAACAUUGCUGACAGCCAGCUCAUGGUCAGGAAGGGGUCUGGAGACAUAUGGAUCCAGAAGUACAUAUUUCAACACAACAGUCAGAGACACCGUGACAGCCAGCUCACCUUUGGAAGGGUCCGGAGAUGUGGAUCCAACAGAAAUACCCCCUGACAUCACAACAGUCAGAGACACAGCAACAGUCAGCUCACAGCCGGAUGGGUCUGGAGAUGUGGAUCCAACAGAAACACCCCUUGACACCACAACAGUCAGAGACACAGCGACAGCCAGCUCACUACCGGAGGGGUCCGGAGACAUGGAUCCAACAGAAACACCCCCUGACACCACAACUGUCAGAGACACUACGACAGUCAGCUCACCGUCGGAAGGGUCUGGAGACGUGGAUCCAACAGAAACACCCCCUGACACCACAACAGUCAGAGACACAGCGACAGCCAGCUCACCACCGGAGGGGUCCGGAGACAUGGAUCCAACAGAAACACCCCCUGACACCACAACUGUCAGAGACACUUCGACAGUCAGCUCACCGUCGGAAGGGUCUGGAGACGUGGAUCCAACAGAAACACUGCCUGACACCACAACAUUCAGAGACACUAUGACAGCCAGCUCACCGCCGGAAGGUUCCGGAGACGUGGAUCCAACAGAAACACCCCCUGACACCACAACGAUCAGAGACAUUGUGACAGCCAGCUCAUCGUCGGAAGGGUCUGGAGACAUGGAUCCAACAGAAAUGCCUCCUAACACAACAACAGUCAGAGACACCAUAACAGCCAGCUCACCGCCAGAAGGGUCCGGAGACGUGGAUCCAACAGACACACCACCUGACACCACAACAGAAAUGCCUCCUAACACGACAACAGUCAGAGACACAGCGACAGCCAGCUCACCACCGGAGGGGUCCGGAGAUGUGGAUCCAACAGAAGCAGCACGUGACACCACAACGGUCAGAGACACUGCGACAGCCAGCUCACCGCCGGAAGGGUCCGGAGACGUGCAUCCAACAGAAACACCUCUUGACACCACAACAGUCAGAGACACCGUGACAGCCAGCUCAUCGCCGGAAGGGUCCGGAGACGUGGAUCCAACAUACACACCCCCUGACACCACAACGGUCAGAGACACCGUGACAGCAAGCUCAUCGUCGGAAGGGUAUGGAGACAUGGAUCCAACAGAAAAGCCUCCUAACACCACAACGGUCAGAGACACCGUGACAGCAAGCUCAUCGUCGGAAGGGUCUGGAGACAUGGAUCCAACAGAAAAGCCUCCUAACACAACAAUGGUCAGAGACACCAUGACAGCCAGUUCACCUUUGGAAGGGUCCGGAGAUGUGGAUCCAACAGAAACACCCCCUGACAUCACAACAGUCAGAGACACAGCGACAGCCAGCUCACUACCGGAAGGGUCCGGAGAUGUGGAUCCAACAGAAACAUUCCCUGACACUACAACGGUCAGAGACACUGUGACAGCCAGCUCACCACCAGAAGGGUCCGGAGAUGUGGAUCCAACAGAAAAACCACCUGACAGUACAACGGUCAGAGACACUGCAACAGCCAGCUCACCGCCGGAAGGGUCCGGAGACGUAGAUCCAACAGAAACAUCCCCUGACACUACAACGGUCAGAGACACCGCAACAGCCAGCUCACCGCCAGAAGGGUCCGGAGACGUGUAUCCAACAGAAACACCACCUGACACCACAACGGUCAGAGACACAGCGACAGCCAGCUCACCACCGGAGGGGUCCGGAGACAUGGAUCCAACAGAAACACCCCCUGACACCACAACGAUCAGAGACAUUGUGACAGCCAGCUCAUCGUCGGAAGGGUCUGGAGACAUGGAUCCAACAGAAAUGCCUCCUAACACAACAACAGUCAGAGACACCGUGACAGCCAGUUCACCUUUGGAAGGGUCCGGAGAUUUGGAUCCAACAGAAACACCCCCUGACAUCACAACAGUCAGAGACACAGCGACAGCCAGCUCACUACCGGAAGGGUCCGGAGGCGUGGAUCCAACAGAAACAUCCCCUGACACUACAACGGUCAGAGAUACUGUGACAGCCACCUCACCGCCAGAAGGGUCUGGAGACGUGGAUCCAACAGAAACACCCCCUGACACAACAACGGUCAGAGACACUGCAACAGCCAGCUCACCGCCAGAAGGGUCCGGAGACGUGGGUCCAACAGAAACACCACCUGACACCACAAUGGUCAGAGACACAGCGACAGCCAGCUCACCACCGGAGGGUCCGGAAUGGAUCCAACAAAAACACCCCUGA